This is a messenger RNA of Fusarium redolens, 1008 nucleotides long. RefSeq names its product S-adenosyl-L-methionine-dependent methyltransferase. The transcript has 3 exons. Bases 1 to 1008 code for a protein of 335 amino acids. The record is from RefSeq and is a predicted model, not a curated record. NCBI's taxonomy places the organism in Eukaryota, Fungi, Ascomycota, Sordariomycetes, Hypocreales, Nectriaceae. Gene Ontology annotation, molecular function: methyltransferase activity.
AUGGCUGAUCCUACCUCGACCGCCGAUCCCGUGCCACUAGAAGUUGACGAGGCUGACACUGAUACUGCCAGCGAUACUGACUCUUUCGCGUCAACUGAAGGGAGCUCCACUUCUUCAAUCAGUUCAAGCAUUCUUAAAUAUCGUCAAGAGAAUGGUCGCACGUAUCAUGCCUACAAAGACGGACAGUAUGUGAUUCCCAAUGACGAGCAGGAGCAGGAUAGGCUUGACCUACAACACCAUCUGUUUCUUCUCACCUUCGAUGACAAACUUUAUUUGUCGCCUGCCGGCCGUGACGGUCAUAAAUUACACAAUGUUCUAGAUGUUGGAACAGGCACUGGUAUUUGGGCCAUGGACUUCGCCGAUGAGCAUCCCAGCGCUUCGGUCAUCGGAAUUGAUCUCAGCCCCAUCCAAAGUCCCUUCGUCCCUCCGAACUUGAGCUUUCAGGUCGACGAUAUUGAGGAACCAUGGACUUUUCACGUCAAGUUCGAUUUCAUCUACAGUCGCAUGAUGACUGCAUCUAUCGCGGACUGGCCUGGAUUCUUCGCCAAAGCUUAUGAGAAUCUCAACCCCGGUGGCUGGCUCGAACUGGCCGACAUUUACCCCAUCACCAGCGAUGAUGGAACACUCACUAAAGACUCAGCAACUUAUGAAUGGGUCACCAAGCUGUUAGAUGGCACAAAGAUGAUUGGAAGGCCGUUCAAUGGGGCGGAUAAGUAUAAGGAGCAACUUGAAGCACAGGGCUUUCAGAAUGUCCAACAGGUCGUAUUCAAAUGGCCUCAGAAUACUUGGCCGAAAGACACGAAGCAUAAGGAGCUCGGUGCCUGGAAUCUCGAAAACACCAGCUCCGGCCUUGAAGGUCUCAGCUCAGCUGUCUAUACACGCGUCCUCGGCUGGACUAAAGAAGAGCUUGAUGUAUUGCUCGCCAAGGUUCGCCGCGAACUGAAAGACAGAAGCACUCAUGCUUACUGGCCUAUAUAUGUUGUAUACGGACAAAAGCUGGAGAAAUGA